Paralichthys olivaceus (Japanese flounder) is the source of this 4323-nucleotide messenger RNA. RefSeq names its product sortilin related VPS10 domain containing receptor 3b (gene sorcs3b). NCBI's taxonomy places the organism in Eukaryota, Metazoa, Chordata, Actinopteri, Pleuronectiformes, Paralichthyidae. Gene Ontology annotation, molecular function: protein binding. The record is from RefSeq and is a predicted model, not a curated record. Gene Ontology annotation, cellular component: membrane.
CUGUCUGAUAAACUGUCAGUUUGGGACGAACACAAUGGAGCUGUGGUCAUUUUGGAGUUUUUCUCUUUUGGCUUUCUCGCUGCUCUGCCCCCUGCACCUCAACUUCGUGGCUCAAGCGGAAAUAAGUUCACCCCGAGCUAACGAAAGAUUAUAUCGGCUGGAGCUUGUGCCGCUGGAAGCAUGUGGAACCCGACAACCAGCCGAGGGCAAAGUCUUUAACAAAGUCGACAAUUGCGCAGAAGUUUUUGGAACAGAACCAGAGGGUGAUCUGAAACCGAGCUGUGGCAAGAAAAGGAGGAAUGAAAAACAGAAGGGACUGAAACCGGAGGCACCGAUCGGCGUCGAAACGGCACCAAACUGCCUGAAUCGUCUCAAAAUACCUGGUAAAAAGUACGACAGCGUUUCCGAGGACAAUUUAAAACGAAGUACAGCGAAUAUUUUUCAAAGACAGAAGAAGGUGAAGAGGAGUGUGGGUCCAGAAUUCAGCGAGAAUGUGGAUAUGAGUAUAAGUGCAGGAGCGCAGUCAAGAGAGAGGUUUGUGGAGACGGUCCAAGGUGCCUCCAACUCCAGAGGCGAGCACCGGCGCUCCGGGGAGGAAACCAGGGGGUCCAACCCGAGACAAAGUGAGCCUUACGUGGACACGUCUACUUUCGCCCUGUCGGGAGACUCUGCGCACAACCAGGCGAUGGUGCACUGGUCCGGACACAACAGCAGCGUGAUCCUGAUCUUGACUAAGCUGCAUGACUUCAACCUGGGGGCUGUUACUGAGAGCUCACUCUGGAGAUCCACCGAUUACGGAAGCACCUACACCAAGCUCAACCACAAAGUGGGUUCAAGGACGGUCCUGAGUUACCUGUACGUCUGCCCGACCAACAAACAGAAGAUAAUGAUGCUUAGCGAUCCAGAGGUAGAGAGCGCCGUUCUCAUCAGUUCAGAUGAAGGGGCGAGCUAUGAGAAGUAUCCCAUUAACUUCAACAUCUUGAGCCUGCUCUUCCACCCAUCACAGGAGAACUGGAUACUGGCGUACAGUCACGACAGCAAGCUGUACAGUUCAAUGGACUUUGGGAGGAAAUGGCAGCUGGUUCACGAUGACGUGAUGCCGGGCCGAUUCUACUGGGCGGUAAUGGGGCUGGACAAAGAAUCAGACGUGAUCCACAUCGAGACGCGCAUCGCAAAAGGCCGCGCUCAGUACGUGAAGUGCAGAGCCCAGCGAUGCACAGAAGGCAACAGACAGUACCCCUUUCCUGGAGACGUAGACACCAACUCGCUGGUUGUGCAGGAUGAAUAUGUUUUCACACAGGUAACCAGGUCAGGACGAGCCAGCUACUUUGUCUCCUACAUGAGGGAAUCCUUCAAGCGGAUGAAACUACCUAAGUAUUGUCUUCCAAAGGACAUGCAUAUCAUCAGCACAGAUGAGAAGCAGGUUUUCGCUGCAGUCCAGGAGUGGAAUCAAAACAACACCUACAGCCUGUAUAUCUCCGACUCCCCUGGGGUCUACUUCACCCUUUCGUUAGAGAAUCUGAGAACCAGUCGAGGACCCGCCGGUAACCUGCUGGUCGACUUUUAUAAGGUUGAGGGGAUAAAUGGGAUGUAUCUCACCAACAAACUGGUGGAUAAUCACAUCAAGACUUUUAUCACCUACAACAAGGGACAGACGUGGGCCCUUCUGCCAGCUCCUGCCAGCGAUGUGGCUGGAAAUAACCUCCACUGCAUUCUGCCAUUUUGCUCGCUGCAUCUUCAUCUGGAGAUGUUGGAGAAUCCCUACACGUCUGGACCCAUCACCAGCAAAAAGUCUGUACCUGGAAUCAUUAUAGCUACAGGGAAUAUCGGAACAGAGCUGUCCUCCACCAACCUUGGGAUGUUUAUAACAUCUGAUGCAGGAAAUAGCUGGAGACAGAUUUUUGAUGAAGAGCACAACAUUUGGUUUCUCGACAAUGGCGGCGCUCUGCUGGCAGUCUUGCACGCACCGACGCCGAUCCGACACUUAUGGAUCAGUCUCGAUGAAGGAAAGAAGUGGGACCGUCACAGUUUCUCUGCGGCACCUCUGUUUGUGGAUGGCGUCCUGAUGGAGCCAGAAUCUGACAAUCACAUUAUCACUUUCUUCGGGCACUUCAGCCAUCGGUCAGAGUGGCAGCUGAUCAAGAUCGACUACAUGGGCCUCUUUAGCAGGAGAUGCAUGGAUGGGGAUUAUCAGACAUGGCACCUGCACAACAAGGGGGAGCUGUGUGUGAUGGGUGAGAAGCAGAUCUUCAUGAAGCGCAGACCAGGCAACCGUUGCAUGCUGGCCCAGGACUAUUCCAGGAUCUAUUCCUCGGAGCCGUGCCUCUGCACAGCCUUUGAUUUUGAAUGUGAUUAUGGGUGGGAGCGCCAGGCGGACGGGAAGUGCUCCCCUGCUUUUUGGUUUAAUCCAAAUGGUGCAGCUAAAAGCUGUAGCAGCAGCCAAAGCUUCCUUAACAGCACAGGGUAUCGGAAGGUUUUGUCCAAUAACUGUAAGGAGGCAGGUAGGAACGUUUACUCACCCAGGAGGCAGGCGUGUCGUCCCAGAGCGCCACGAGGCCUACGGCUGUCCACCAAUCAGGGCGAGCUCAGUGCCACUGUCGGGAGCAACGUUACCUUCAAUGUCUACCUCGACGACGGAGACUCGCCGGGGACCAGCAUCCAGCUAGACUUUGGGGACGGCAUCAGGAUCAUCUACUCCAACCUGAGCAGGACUGAUGAUGGCAUCAAGCACAUUUACAGAGCGACUGGGAUUUACCGAGUGGCGGCCGCAGCUGAAAACAGCCAGGGAUCUGACAGCAGCACACUGUUUUUACACAUCACCAGUCCAGUGGAGCGCGUAUAUCUCUCCGCUCCUAUUGUAGCCAUCAGGGGGAAGGAGGCUAACCUUACUGCGGUGGUCUGGCCGAGUCACACCAGAACAUUGACCUUCUUCUGGUGGUUUGACAACAGCUCAGAGCCCAUUAUAACCUUAGAGGGAAGCAUCUCGUACACGUUUCAGAGGGAGGGAAUAAACAAGGUCACCGUCCAGGUUGCUUCUGGGAGCACCGUAAUGCAGGAUUCAAAAGUUAUAACAGUUAAAGAGUUCUUCAGGUCGCUCCUGUUGUCGUUCUCACCAGUGCUUGACGAGCACAAUCCUGACAUUUCUGAGUGGAGGGAGGACAUAGGCCGUGUGGUGCGGACAGCUCUGUCACAGGUGUCGGGGGUUCCUGAAGAUCAGCUGCUGGUUUCUCUGUACCGGGGACUUCCGACCACAGCGGAGCUCUUCAUCCUGCCCGAUGAACACACAUCCAGUGAACACAAAGGAAGCAGCGAGGAGCCUCUGGAGCUGAUAUCAGAUAUUUUUGUCACUGCCCUGAAUCAAGGCCUGAUCCAAUUUGAGCUGAAAACCGACGUUCGCAUUAUUGUGUACAUGACUCAGCAAACUCUGGCACCACUUGUGGAUUCAAACACCAUCCACAGUGGGUCGGCCAUGUUGAUGCUGCUCUCCGUGGUAUUUGUUGGCAUCGCAGCGUUCUUCAUCUACAAGUUCAAAAGGAAAAUCCCUUGGAUCCACGUUCAGACUGAGGACAGCCACGAGAAAGAACCGGAGGUGAUCAGUACGGUCGGUCAGAACGACAACAUGUCCAAAGUGAAGCUCAGUGAUUUUCCGUCUCCGAACGAGCUCAUGGCAAAAGAUCUGGACGCCAGAAGCAGAGGAGGAAUUGGAAGAAACAUGGAGAGAAUUGUAACAAGGGAAUUUCCAAACUGUACAAAUGUCUAAGUAAGGACAGAGUGUUGUGCCACGAUUGUGCUGAAAUAGUUUGCUUUGUCUGCAUUGUUUUUUUAUUUAUUUAUUUCACGAUCAUAGCUGCUAUCGUUCAGUCAUGUUUUUAACUCACAUGGAUAGAAUAAGUAUGUAGUUUAAAAAACCUAAGGAAGAUCAAUAUGUUGAACCAGAGACCUCUAGUUAGAGGGUGGUGAAUUUGCUGAAAUUGGCCAAUAACAACCAAAGCGCCCGGCACAAAACGUCCAAUUAUCAUCAGGAAUCCCUCGUUCUUUACCGCCGCAAUGGAUGUGACAUUGCUAAUUUGGGUGUGUUAUGAAUAUUCAGCCGAUACUGACAAUUUAUUUCGCUCCCUGUGACAUCAGUGAGGUUCUUUAUUAGGAUAAUAUGCGGGUAGGAGGCUGAGUCACUGAAAUUAAAUUGACAAUGGGUUAGAUAAAAAUAUUGAUGCAAUGUAAAUGAGAAAGAGAGAAAGAAUGUGAAAGUUUAUCUGUGUAAGUUUAAAUUUCAUGAGUUUCUUUGUGGAUAUUUAUAAUAAACUUUAUUAAACUUUAAUUAUA